ACAGCGUGUUAGACUUCAACAUCGCUUGUAGCUAAAAGUACUUGAGCUAUUCAGUUACUAAAUGCUGUGGAGAAUACAUGCUGUUUUGAGACAUAAAAGUAAAAUUCUAUUUGUUAUGUUUCACCUUGUACUGUAGCUUAAAAACUGUGCAUGGAUCACUGUUAAGUCUAAUAUAACUAAACUUCGUUGGAACAUGCCUCACAGAAAGAAGAAAUCAUUCAUUGAAAAGAAGAAGGCUGUGACCUUUCACUUGGUCCACAGAAGCCAGAGAGAUCCAUUGGUGGCUGAUGAGAAGGCCCCUCAACAUGUGUUGUUGCCUGCCCACAAGGCAGAGGCCGAGAAGCGGAGGGAGGUGCAGAGGCAGUUUGGCGUGUUCUUCGAUGACGACUAUGACUAUCUGCAGCACCUGAAAGAGGCCUCACAGACCACAGAGCUAGUGUUCUCUGGCGUACCACAGAGAGAGGGUCGACUGCUCAUCACUGAAGAUGGAAAUGUGGUGGAGGAGGAUGUGGCUCACACACUUCCUGCAGUCUCCAUCAAUCUGCCCUCCUCUGUUUUUGCCUCUGAGUUUGAGGAGGAAGUGGGUCUGUUGAACAAAGCGGCACCUAUAUCAGGCCCCAGGCUAGACAUGGAUCCAGAUAUUGUGGCGGCUCUAGAUGAAGAUUUCGAUUUUGAUGAUCCAGACAACAUGCUUGAUGAUGACUUUGUUUUGAAGGCUACUGAUGUUGGAGCUGGAGAUGCUGACAUAGAUGACAGUGAUGAGUGGGAGGACACAGAUGAGACUGAGAGCAGCGAGGAGGAAGAGGAGGGCAACUACGAUUCAGACGGUCCCCUCUCAGAGGACGGGGACUGCCAGAAGAGGGAGUUUCUGUUUGCAGAUGAGGAAACAAAGAGCCGCUUCACAGAGUACUCCCUCACCUCAUCGGUCAUGCGGAGGAACGAGCAGCUCACCCUACUGGAUGACCGCUUUGAGAAGUUCUUUGAGCAGUUUGAUGAUGAUGAGAUUGGGGCCCUGGAUAACGCAGAGCUGGAAGGGUUCAUAGACCCAAGCAGUGCUCGCUUGGAGGAAGUCAUUAAAGACUACUAUAAACAGAUGGAGAAAGAAUACCAGAAGCCUGAUGACUUAGGCCCAAAAGAACUUAAUGUGGUGAAGGAUGAAGAUGAUGAUGAUGAAGAAGAACAGAAGACAGAGACUAUAGUGAUGGAGGAGCCCACAGAGAAGUGGGAUUGUGAAUCCAUAAUCAGUACCUAUUCAAACUUGUAUAAUCGUCCAAAGAUAAUCCAAGAUCCACCCAAGCUGAAGCCCAUCAAAGUGUCCAGUAAGACAGGCAUCCCACUUGGUGUCCUGCCCAGAAAGGGCCUCACAGCCAGGCAGGCAGAGUGCAUGGAGCGGAUCAAUGACUCUGACCUACCUAGAGUCUGCACACAGCCCCGACACAAAGAAGAGAGCAGGGAGGAGAAGAAGGCCAGGAAACAGGCCAUUAAAGAGGAGCGCAAGGAAAGGAGAACAGAAAAGAAGGCCAAUAAGAUGGCUUUCAAGCAAGAGAAGGCUCGGCAGGAGAAAGAACAGAUGAACCUUCGCCAUAACAUGCAAGGUCUAAAAUUGUCGUAACUAUGGGUGUGACUGGGUGCAGGUGUCAUCAGUGGUACUUAAUGAACGCACCCCAGCUCAGGGACAUGCUAAACUGCCUUCCCACCUCACAAGAGUGGUCUCAGACCCCUGGAUUCAAUCCCAAAAAGUUUUCCAGACCUAAGGCCAUCAUUCUGAUGCUUGCUGUUGUUGCAUUUUAAGCAAAUACUCAUUGUUAAUUGAGAUAAUAGGAGAGAGUAAUUGAGUAAUAAUUGAGUAAUA
Messenger RNA from Megalops cyprinoides (Indo-Pacific tarpon), 1852 nucleotides. RefSeq names its product LTV1 ribosome biogenesis factor (gene ltv1). Gene Ontology annotation, biological process: ribosomal small subunit biogenesis; ribosomal small subunit export from nucleus. Gene Ontology annotation, cellular component: nucleus; preribosome, small subunit precursor; cytosol. The record is from RefSeq and is a predicted model, not a curated record. Bases 194 to 1612 code for a protein of 472 amino acids. Lineage: Eukaryota; Metazoa; Chordata; Actinopteri; Elopiformes; Megalopidae. The transcript is spliced from 11 exons.